Pisolithus orientalis is the source of this 174-nucleotide messenger RNA. RefSeq lists its product as uncharacterized. The record is from RefSeq and is a predicted model, not a curated record. The transcript has a single exon. Lineage: Eukaryota; Fungi; Basidiomycota; Agaricomycetes; Boletales; Pisolithaceae. The annotation marks the transcript as partial.
AUAGAGGAGGAUUUUUCUGCCAUGAAGGCUUGGAUUCAGUGGAACUCUGAUUAUGCAAGAAGUGAAUUGUCAGGUGAAGCCACUUGUGACCCCUAUCAGUUUCUCAUUCAUGCUGCAUUCAAUGCAAUUACUUUGGAAAAGAUUCAUGGAUGGUACACUGACUGUGGUUACUAA